AUGUCAAAAAGAAGAGGAAAGUCAAAGGACAGUGAAGAAACUACUAGUGACAGCCAAAUUGAUUAUACGUUUGAUGAAAAUUCCGAAAAUCCAUUCAUUCCUAGACCUAGAAUAAGCGAAAGCCCAAUACUAACAAGAUCUAAAGCACGACAACUUAAUUUCUCUACUGAAAACUCCGAUAGUCCAUUUGUGUCAAGACCUAAGAUUGUAAAAAGUCCUAUAGUAUCGCAGGUUAGAGAUAACUUACCACCUUCUUUGCAACCGGCAGAAUCUGCUGUAGAUAUGGGUAACGAAAACGAGGGUAAUAGUUUGCCAAGUGGUUCCCAACAGGCUCCAACUGGUGGUAAUGUAAAUGAUUUAAGUGUUUUAACUUCAAGACUAGAACGCGUCCUCACGUUAAACCAUAAUGCCUUUAUGGGUGAAAUUUCGAACUUAAGACAGUCUCUAGUCGAAGGUUUUAACCGUCAAACAAAUACUUACAAUCCACCACCAGUAAACCACAACAAUUCAGGCAUCAACACUAACAGUGGAAAUAAUAAUAAUAAUAACUCUUUUCAUAACCAAAGUUUAACUUCCGAUUCAGGCAGAAGUACAUCCUCUAAUGAUUAUGUUCGAUUAGACAAAUGGAACAUCAUGUAUGAUGGUUCAGACGAUGUUAAUGAUUUUCUCUUCAAAAUUGACACACUUAAGAAUAGAUUUAAUUGCUCGGACAAGUAUAUAAGUUCCAAUUUUCACACUCUUCUAAGGGGCAAAGCAGACACAUGGUUCUGGUCCUUUUUAAAGCAACACCCUAAUUCAAAAUAUGAAGAAAUUAAAUUUGCUUUAACAAAACAGUUCGGAAAGAUAGAAAAUGACUGCGACAAAAUCGUCAGAAUGAUUGAACGUCGACAAAUGCCGAAAGAAUCUUUUGACGACUACUUCUCAGAAAUGGUAGCAUUAAAUAAUCGUCUUUCCCAGCCAAUGAAUGAGAGCAAAAUGAUAGAUUUGAUUAAAAACAAUCUUAAGGAAUCUUUAGGUUCUCUGUUGUUUACCUCAGAAUUAUUCAGCUUAGACCAUUUGAGAGACUGUGCAAGAAAGGCCGAGAAGUAUGUUAUAAGACAGCAGUUCAUUAGAUUUCAGAAAAAGCAUGUAUCAGAAUUAGAAGUGAGAGAAAGCGUAGAUGAAUUAGAAGAAGAGGAAGAGGAACUAGCAGCAUUUAGGUAUCAGGGCAAUAGGGAGCGAAAAGAAUUAGACACACGUCAUUACAAAUGUUGGAAUUGUGACCAAAUUGGUCACUCAUUCUACGAUUGUCCGUCCGAAAAACGAACGCUAUUUUGCUUUAGGUGUGGCGAGAAAAAUAUCACCACUCCACAGUGCAAAAAGCACUCGAAAAACAGGAAUUUGAACGAGUAG
Molecule: messenger RNA, 1392 nt
Organism: Lucilia sericata (common green bottle fly)
Lineage: Eukaryota; Metazoa; Arthropoda; Insecta; Diptera; Calliphoridae
Product: homeobox protein 3-like
Exons: 1
Coding region: 1-1392 (463 amino acids)
Molecular function (GO): nucleic acid binding; zinc ion binding
Source: RefSeq, a predicted model, not a curated record